GCAGCUGAGUGCUGACUUCGUCCAAAGAACAUCUGAUCGACCAAUAGCACCAUUGUCCCCGAGGGCAGCUGUCACCAUUACUUCAUCCGCAUUGGUUAACAGUAAAAAGCGAAUUUAACAAGGUAAACAACCAAAGUGAGCGGGCUAUAACCAUCGGUUUAGGAAGUCUUUUGGAUUGGGAACAAGUGAAAAAAAACAACCUCUGCGUGAGUGAAAGGAAGAAACCAGUGCUGGACAAUGAUACUACGGAAAUUGGUGUUCCAUACCUUUUCGUACCUUGCCGGUUGCAGUCUUUGUUUGGGAUAUGUUUUUCAAGCAAGACGGCCAGGAGAGUGGGAUGAAAAUCCACAUGCUAAAGUUCCUUCAGACUCCCCAUGGAUAAAAUCAUCUGGAUCAUGCAGGGGAAGAUGCUUUGAGCUGCGUGAAGCUGAACCUCCAAACUGUCGCUGUGACAAUUUAUGCAAAACCUACAUCAGCUGUUGCCAAGAUUUUGAUGAGUACUGCUUGAAAACAGCGGGAGGGUUCGAGUGCACGACGGAGAGGUGUGGGGAAACUCGCAAUGCUGACCAUGCCUGCCACUGCUCAGAGGACUGCCUCCUUAAAGGAGACUGCUGCACCAAUUACAAGGCCGUGUGCACCGAGGGGGAGACUUCGUGGUUGGAGGAUGAGUGUGAAGAGAUUGAGAGCCCGGAUUGUCCUGCUGGUUUCAUACGUCCACCUUUGAUAAUGCUGUCUGUUGAUGGAUUCCGGGCCUCCUACCUGAAAAAGGGCAGCGCAGUGAUCCCCAACAUUGAGAAACUGAGAACCUGUGGCACUCAUGCACCUUAUAUGAGACCUGUUUACCCCAGCAAAACCUUCCCAAAUUUGUAUACACUUGCAACGGGCCUUUAUCCUGAAUCCCAUGGGAUUGUUGGCAAUUCCAUGUACGACUCUGUUUUCGAUGCCAACUUUAAUCUGAGGGGUAGAGAGAAACUGAACCAUCGUUGGUGGGGAGGUCAGCCGAUCUGGAUUACGUCAGUGAAGCAAGGCGUGAAGGCUGGAACCUUUUUCUGGCCCAUGGUGAUUCGCAUGGAGAGGCGAAUCCUUACCAUACUGCAGUGGCUACACCUGCCGGAUGAUGAGAGGCCCUAUGUGUAUGCUGUCCACUCAGAGCAACCAGACACCUUCGGCCACAGGCUGGGGCCCAUGAGUAAAGAGCUGAACAAUCCACUGAAAGAAAUUGAUAAGAUCAUUGGCCAGCUGAUGGACGGUCUUAAACAGAUGAAUCUGCAUCGCUGUGUGAACAUCAUUCUGGUGGGAGACCAUGGAAUGGAAGAGGCCCACUGUGACAGAACUGAGUUCUUGAGUUCAUAUCCAUUGAAUGUGGAUGACAUCAUUUUAGUACCUGGAUCUCUAGGAAGAAUCCGUCCCCGAAAUCCCAACACCUCCAAAUAUGACCCAAAAGCCAUUGUUGCAAACCUUACAUGUAAAAUGCCAAACCAGCACUUUAAGCCAUACCUGAAAAAACACCUUCCCAAGCGUUUGCACUAUGCCAACAACCGAAGAAUUGAGGAUGUCCAUUUGCUUUUGGAGAGAAGGUGGCAUGUUGCAAGGAAAACUCCUGAAGGCAAGAAGCAUCCUGGGAAAUGUGGUUUUUCUGGUGACCAUGGCUAUGACAACAAGAUCACCAGCAUGCGGACAAUUUUUCUGGGACAUGGACCAAGCUUCAAAUUCAAGACACAAGUGCCAGCUUUUGAGAACAUUGAACUGUACAAUGUAAUGUGUGAUCUCCUGGGCUUAACGCCUGCUCCAAACAAUGGGACUCAUGGCAGCCUUAACAACAUCCUGAAAAGCCCCUCCCACAUCCCCGCCCAGCCUGUGGAGGUGGCCGAGCCCUCCCCAUUGGACCCUGCCUCCACUGUCACCGAUGACCUCGGGUGUAGCUGUGACGACCAGAAUGAAGUGGAAGGACUCAGUCAGAGCCUCAUGGAAGCAACAAAUGAUACCAGACAUCUCCCAUACGGCCGGCCAGCAGUUCUUUUCCAAACAAACUACAGCCUCCUGCACCACCUAGACUUCAUCAGCGGUUACAGCGAGUCACUGGCCAUGCCCCUCUGGACCUCAUACACCGUGCCUAACCAGGUUAACAUUACACCCCUCCCUGAGCCUUUCAGCCACUGCAGGAGGCCUGACAUGCGCCUUUCCCCCGCCUACAGUCAGUCCUGCACUGGCUACGACUCCGACCAAACCAUCUCCUUCGCCUUCCUGUUCCCCCCCGAGCUGGCCUCUUCCCCUGAUACGAAAUAUGAUGCCGAGCUGAUCACUAACACUGUCCCAAUGUACCCCGCAUUUAAGAAGGUCUGGAGCUACUUCCAGAGGACACUGGUGAGGCGGUACGCUAGUGAGAGAAAUGGGGUCAAUAUUGUCAGCGGCCCCAUAUUCGACUACGACUACGAUGGACUCAGUGACUCAGCUGAGAAAAUGGAACUACUCGCGAGUGGGCCUAUGCCCAUCCCCACGCACUACUACAGCGUGGUGACCAGCUGCCUAGACUACACGCAGGACGUGGAAGCCUGUGAGGGGCCGCUCAGCGUCCUCUCCUUCAUCCUCCCGCAUCGACCGGACAACGCGGAGAGCUGCAACAGCUCGGAUGAAGAGUUUGCGUGGGUGGAGGAGCUGAUAAAGAUGCACACUGCACGCGUGCGGGAUGUGGAGAUACUCACAGGCCUGGACUUCUACCGGCACACCAGCCAGAGCUACACAGAGAUCCUAUCCUUAAAGACUUAUUUGCACACGUAUGAAGACGAGGACUAAAACAGCUCUCUCCCUUUCUCUCUCUCUCUUGUCUCUCUCCCUGGUACAUCUUUGAUGACUAGCUGUAUAUUUGUUUUUCGUUUUUCAAUAGAAUUUUAAGUAUUUGUAUUCCUUAAACGUGCCAGUAAGUAUUGUAAUCCCAUGUAAUCCCCCCCCCCCACCUUUGUUUUUUAACAAAUAACAAGAUUAAUUUUUAUUAUUUUUAAAUUGCGGUCUGAUGUUUGUGACAGGUUUCUGAAGCUUCAAUAGGUCUCAGUGGGAUGAGAGUACACUCCCAUCACACUGAAUGCUGUACUGUAAACCACAACGGAACUGUAUCUUACCACGUACUGCCAACUGUGUGACUUCCUACUGUACGUCCACAAAGUCGCAUCACAACGCACAGACAGUUUUACUGUUACGAGUAGCAAUAUUUGCUUAUCAGACAAGCUUUUCAUGCGCAGACGGUGGAUUUUCUCUUGAUGGUGCUGGCUUCUACUGAAGACUAAAUGCUCAUUUCUUUUGUAUCUGUAGCCCAUUGCAGUGCAGACCGUUAAACUUGACUCUCCCUGUUUUCUUCAUUUUGACAUAAAGCUGCCCGGUUUAUUAUACCCCUAUAGUAGUAUUAUUUAGCAGCCCAAAGGCCACCUGGGAGUCUUCACUCAGAUAUGUUAUAUUUUUAUUACCAUUUUCUGAUCUUGUUAUUAACACUUUUUGUAUUAUAGUAGCUUUUACGUACCUGGUAAUAACUUAGUAGGUACUUUUAAAUCCCUUUUAGUGUUUUUUAGUUGGAGGCACCAAGCCGAGACCUCCAUCUCAAUGGCUCUAACAAAGCUCAUGUUGAGAGGCUUUGCAUAACCAGACACUCUGGUGUUUUAUCAAAAGUGCAUGUUAGGUGCGUUUUUAGAGCUGCUCGUUUAUUUAUUUUCACUCUGUUUUCACAGUACUUAAUAAUAUUGCUGAAUUAAAUUGACUGCUAAUAUGCUUUUAGGCACGUGGUACAAUGGUGUCUGUGUCUGCAUUACUGCAUGGCAUAGCUGCCUGUAAAUAUUUGCAUAGGUACGAGUGUGGCAAUCUGUCUUUGCUUCUUUAAUAUAUGCUCAGUGAUCGCUUUAUCAGGUAAACCUGGACACCAGCUUGUUAAUGCAAAUAUGUAAUCAGCCAAGCAUGUGGCAGCAACUAAAUGCAUAAAAGCAUGCAGAUGAGGUCAAGAGGUUCAGCUGUAUUUCUAAUCAAAUGUCAGAAUGAGGAAUAAAUGUGAUUUACUGUAAGUGCCUUUGACCAUGGAAUGAUUGUUGGUGCCAGACAGGGUGAAUUGAAUAUCUCAGAAACUGCUGAUCUCCUGGGAUUUUGGGGCACAACAGUCUCUAGAGAAUGGUGUGAAAAACGAAAAACAUCCAGUGAGCAGCUGUUCCGCGGUUGUUACCCAUUGUUAAUGAGAGGUCAGAGGAGAGGGGCCAGACUGGUUGAAGCUGACAGGAAGGUGACAGUAAUGCAAAUAACCCCACAUUACAACAGUGGUAUGCAGAAGAGCAUCUCUGAACACACAACGUGUCAAACCUAUAAGUGGAUAGGCUACAGCAGCGGAAGACAAAAUAAGUCUAAUAAAUACCUAAUAAAUUGAGUGUAGGUUCCUCAUACUGGAUUUUUCUACAUCUGGUAUUAGCAGUCCCCCUAGAUUCAAGAUUUAAGAAGAUUUAUGAUUGGAUUAGGGUUAGGGUAAAUCACUAUCUCCAACCAAUCAAAAGAUGGUGGUCACCACAGAGAAACACUCUUUAAUUGGUUUGGAAAGGACAUUAACGGUUCCAGCCAUCUGUCUGACAAAUUAUUUUACACUCACAUUACUCAUAAUGGUUGCUCGCUCAACAUUUUAAUGGUUAUUCAAAAACAAUUGGUGGUAAAAUGUAUUACUAGCUCCUGGUAAGAGUGUUCAACAAUACUUCAGUCUAAUUGUUUAAUUCAAUGUAUAUUUAAGGAUGUUUCCCAUCACAGACCAGUAAUACUGACAUUCUGCUUUGUACUACCAGCUGUGUGAUCAACACAUUUAUGCCUUAUGUAGAACCAUGAAAUUGUAUCACAAUAAAUCAGAUUUGUAUUCAGUAA
Messenger RNA from Conger conger (European conger), 4875 nucleotides. RefSeq names its product ectonucleotide pyrophosphatase/phosphodiesterase family member 2-like. Lineage: Eukaryota; Metazoa; Chordata; Actinopteri; Anguilliformes; Congridae. Gene Ontology annotation, molecular function: polysaccharide binding; phosphodiesterase I activity; zinc ion binding. The coding region runs from base 238 to 2793 and encodes 851 amino acids. The transcript has 25 exons. Gene Ontology annotation, biological process: immune response; phosphatidylcholine catabolic process. The record is from RefSeq and is a predicted model, not a curated record.